This is a messenger RNA of Cylicocyclus nassatus, 225 nucleotides long. Lineage: Eukaryota; Metazoa; Nematoda; Chromadorea; Rhabditida; Strongylidae. The record is from the annotation of a GenBank genome assembly.
AUGAUACAAAGACAGCAGCUCCGCCGGGGUGCAAGGCUUAUUGUUGUUACUGUAGGACGCCUAAAUCAUUUUAUCGACGAAGGAUACAUCUCCCUGCGUGAAGUCAAAUACUUGUUUCUUGACGAAGCCGGCAGAAUGCUUGAUAUGGGUUUUGAAGAUUCCAUCAAUUUUAUCUUCAGUCAUCCAUCACUGACUGCAAAAGAAGAAAGACACUCUAAUGUUUAG